Messenger RNA from Serendipita indica DSM 11827, 2079 nucleotides. NCBI's taxonomy places the organism in Eukaryota, Fungi, Basidiomycota, Agaricomycetes, Sebacinales, Serendipitaceae. The record is from the annotation of a GenBank genome assembly.
AUGACUCUCUUUGUUCCAAAGUUCUCAUUAGAGGAGACACUUGCUGGUCAGAAGAGCCAGCAGCGGCGGUUAGAUCUGCUCGAAUGCAUCCAUAGGCGUGAGGGGGAUGACGCGUCGUUCGCAAGCGCAAAAUCUCUCAAUAAACUCAAAGAAGAAUACAAUUUCAUUGUCGAGGACCAAAUCAGUUCUCAGAAAGGGCCAUUCUCGGACCCUCUUCAAUGCUUUCCACCAGAACUAUUUGUCCUGCUUGUACAGGAAGUAAUCUCUCGUAGAAGCGGGACGUCUGUAAAGGACCUUCUUAUGCUCUCAUUACUGAACUCCUAUUGGCGAGAGGCCGUCGUUUCAGAACCUUCGUUCUGGAGGGAUGUGUGUAUAGGACCAGGACUAGACGAGUCGGAUAUCGAGGAUAGACUCAGAGUGGGACUCUAUCUCUCGGGAAACCAACCCCUCAAUCUGUCGAUUGAUCACCCGGUCCGUGAUUGGAGCUAUCUACUGGAAAUCCUACGUCCGCAUCUCAAACGCGUUCAAAAUCUAGUCAUAUGGCCACCUUCAUCGACGAAGUUGGACGAAGAGGCGGAUGUGGGCGAUCCUACCGUGGGCCAGGUGCUCCUUUCCCUUGGCCCGCUGCCAAACCUAAAGAGGCUCGAGUUGGAAAGCAGAUAUCACGUAGAGUUUGACGCGUUUCUGCAAUUUCUGGAUCAUACUCCAGUUAUUCGGAGCAUCAGUGGAGAUCAUAUCUCACCUCGUAUGCUGGAGCAUGAGCACCUUGCUCAGCUCGAAAAGGUCCAGACAUGCGCCAGUAUCAAGCAGCUCCCUUAUACGCUUUCUAGGUUUCCUCGCCUGACGAGUCUCAUUGUAGAUGACCCAGCGGGAGACUGGUCGACUGAUGAGGACGAAUCGUACUACAAACCUACGAAAACAGUCGCGACUGAAGCCGAGAAACUAUCUCUAUCGUCACUUAUGACUUUGGAGUACCGACAAAGCGAAUAUAUAUCGCUCCCAGUGCUUAUACAAAUCAGUCCUCAACUUUAUCACCUUGACCUGAGAUUACAAUGGCAAUUGCUUGCCACUCUGAUGCCACUCCUCGAACAACUUGGUAAUUUGGAGUACUUGGGACUAGUUAUGACCCGUACAAAAGGUCCGGAGGAUAUAUUUGACCUUGACGGAACACGAUCUUUUCCCACAUUGAAGACUUUUACUUUCUAUCAAUCGGAAGAAGACCACUCGGACAAUCUGGCCCAGCUCUUCACCCUCCUCGUUGGAUCGAACCUGCGUAAAGUGACUAUAAGCGUGGAUAAGGCAGAAAUAAUCCCGUUGGCAUUUCUUGCAACUCUAGAGGAUCUACGGCACCUCUCACUGAAGCUACCUCUGGCAACAAACCUCGGCGGAUUGGAGAGGAUCCAAGCGCGGGUGCUCGAGUACCUCGAGCUUAGUAUUCCUCUAUCCAUCAUCAGCCCCCUAGUCUCGAGCAUGGAGUGCCCCAAAUUGGUCUCGUUGGAAUUGAGAUCGCCAACCAACGACUGGGAGCCCCAAUCAUCACUCUAUACUUUCCCUCCGAACGCUUUACCAAGUCUAUUCUCCAUUGAAUGGGGACUUACGGGCCUUCGAUGGGACGUGACAAAAUUCACGUCACUAAAGAUAAUUCAGUUCAGAGAGGAGGACCUUAAUCAAGUCAGUGAGUUCUGCGUGAACAUGAUCCUUCAUCCAAAGGACUGCCCUGCACUAGAGCAGCUGCAGUUUGCCCAGUACCCGGAAUGGGACCUCCUCUUUAUCAUGCUCGAACGUCGAAACUUUCUACCAGAUACAUCGAUUUCCGCCAUCAAACUUGUGUCCAUGCCAUCUUCGAUGAACUUUCGCAACCGAAGAUUCCUCACCGAUGUUCUUCGGGGACGCUUCGCGCACAGAAUGUCAAACGAGGAGCUUUCGCUUCCAGCUAUCGGGAGACUCUAUUUUGACUCUGAUGUGAUGCCACCACUGCUGCAUGUCGCUUCAAUUCUGCAAAGAGGAGUUAUUGAACACGGCCAGAAACAGACACCCUAUUAUGAAAGCCAACGCUCUGUCAGAUUUUCGAAGCGCUGA